AUGCGAGUCGCCGUCAAGAGGCAUCGCCCGACGAGCGAUUUCCUUUUGGAUGAGCUUCCCGUGCCCUCUCAGCCGUCCGAUCAUCAGCCUACUGAUCGAAGCAGCUCGCGCACCGUUUCCCAUGCUUCAGCUCCGGCUAGAAGAGAUCGGAGCCGCUCUCGCGCCGUUUCCGAUAAACCAGCUCCAGCUGGCACUCGCCGGAUUGAUCACUUCUUUCUGACAAAAGAAAUCCCGAUGCAGACCGAACAAUCCCUAAUUGAGACCGAGGAAGCCCCAAUUGAGACCGAGGAAGCCCCCAUUGAGACCGACGAAGGUCCAAUUGAGACCGAUGAAGCUUCAAUAGAGACCGAGGAAGCUUCAAUUGAGAUCGACGAAGGUCCAAUUGAGACCGGUGAAGGGCCAAUUGAGACCAACGAGUCCUAG
Messenger RNA from Prunus armeniaca (apricot), 423 nucleotides. The record is from the annotation of a GenBank genome assembly. Lineage: Eukaryota; Viridiplantae; Streptophyta; Magnoliopsida; Rosales; Rosaceae.